This is a messenger RNA of Quercus lobata, 4266 nucleotides long. Its product is annotated as putative disease resistance RPP13-like protein 1. Lineage: Eukaryota; Viridiplantae; Streptophyta; Magnoliopsida; Fagales; Fagaceae. The coding region runs from base 176 to 3904 and encodes 1242 amino acids. The transcript has 3 exons. The record is from RefSeq and is a predicted model, not a curated record. Gene Ontology annotation, molecular function: ADP binding.
ACUUUAUUGAUCAUUCACGCGUGUUGAGUGAAGUCAAGCAGCCGAAUAGAUUGAACCUCUAUCUAUCUAAAUCUGCUAAGAAGUUAGUCUUCUACACCAUAAACUGUUUUCUGCCUUAUUGCACUUACUUCUCUUUACUCUUUUUUUCAAGCUUGUUCAACCAAGAACAGAGACUAUGGCUGGGGCCUUGGUGGGUGGAGCUGUUCUCUCAGCAUUUCUUCAGGUGGCGUUUGACCGAGCGGCUUCUCGCGAGGUCCUAGACUAUCUCAACGGAAGGAAACUGAUUGAUCGUUUGGUGCAAAAGCUGAAGUUAGAGCUGAUGUCUGCUGGUGCUGUGCUCAAUGAUGCGGAGGAGAAGCAAAUUACAGACCCUGCUGUGAAAAAGUGGCUGGAUGAGCUCAAAGAUGCUGUUUAUGUUGCGGAUGACCUCCUCGAUGAGAUUGCCUACGAAGCUAUGCGAUGCAAGUUAGAAGCUGAAUCCACUAGUACUAGUAAGGUAAUGGGUUUUCUCUCUACUACUUUUGUUAAUUCAUUUGACAAAAGGAUACAGUCCGAACUAGAAAACAUUCUAGAACAAUUAGAAUCUAUUACAAAACAAAAGGAUGUUCUCCGUUUAGAAAAGGUUGCUGCUGCUGCUGAAGUACCAUCACGACCAUUGACAACUUCUUGCCCUGAAGAAUAUGGUGUGUUUGGUAGAGACAAGGAUAUGGAGGCGAUAUUUGAUAUGUUCCAAUCACAUGAUGCGAGUGUUAAUGGUAUAUGUGUUGUUCCCAUAGUAGGUAUGGGUGGGGUUGGUAAAACAACUCUUGCUCGACUUAUAUACAAUGACAAAAGAGUCGAGGAGAGUUUUGACAUCAAAGCUUGGGUUUGUGUAUCAGAAAAUUAUGAUUAUUUUAGGAUAGCAAAAACUAUUUUUGAAGAGGUCACUUCAUCUGCUUGUGACAUUCAAACCAUGAAUUUGCUGCAAAAUAAAAUCAGAGAGAAAUUCAAGGAGAAGAAAGUUUUCCUAGUUUUAGACGAUGUUUGGAAUGAGAGCUAUGAUGAUUGGGUUGAGUUACUUAAAGUUAUCAAAUGUGGGGCACAGGAGAUUAAGAUUAUUGUUACGACACGCAGUACAGUAGUUGCAUCAAAAGUAGGCACACUAUCUUAUAUUCUAAAUGAAUUGACAAUCGAAGAAUGUUGGUCGAUAUUUGAAAAACAUGCAUUUAAAAAUGGAAGCUCCAGUGAAUUUCCUGUCCUUGAGGAAAUUGGUAGAAAAAUUGUCCAAAAGUGUAGAGGUUUGCCUUUAGCUGCAAAAGCACUUGGGGGUUUGCUACGGUUUGAAGAAAAUCCAAGAGAGUGGACAAAGAUUUUGAAGAGUGAUAUAUGGAAUUUACCAAAAGGAAACAUUAAUAUCCUUCCAGCUCUAAGAUUGAGUUACCACUAUCUCCCACCACAUUUGAAACGUUGUUUUGCUUAUUGCUCAAUCCUUCCAAAGGAUUAUGAAUUUAAAAAGGAAGAAUUGGUCCUAUUGUGGAUGGCAGAAGAUUUAUUACAGCAAUAUGAAGGAAAUGGAAUGAUGGAAGAAAUAGGUGAACAAUACUUUGAUGAUUUGGUAUCUAGAUCAUUUUUUCAACAAUCAGGUAGCAACCGAUCAUGUUUCGUAAUGCAUGACCUAGUCAAUGACUUGGCAAUAUUUAUAAGCGGAGAGUUUUGUUUCAAGCUGGAGGACAAUGAGUCUUGUGUAAUCACAAGAAAGACUCGCCAUUUGUCAUAUGUUAGAACUAAAUAUGAUGCCUCCAAGAAAUUUAAGGUGUCUUACAAGGCCAAGGAUUUGCGAACCUUUCUUGGAUUAGAUUUGUCAUCAUAUCAAUGGCAUUCAAAUAGGAUAUCAACGAUGAUGCUUAAUGAUUUUUUGUUGAAAUUUAAGUGCUUACGAGUGCUAUCAUUUUCUACCUAUGAAAACAUGAGGGAGUUGCCUAAUUCUGUUGGCAAUUUGAAACAUCUACGCUAUUUAAAUCUCAGUUAUACUUCAAUUAAAUGGUUACCAGAUUCUCUAUGUACUUUGUAUAAUUUGCAAACCUUGUUAUUGUCGAGAUGUUACUCCCUUAUCAAGUUGCCUACUGAGAUGUGGAGAUUAGUCAACUUGCGCCACUUGGAUUUAGUUUAUACAAAAUUGAAAGAGAUGCCAUUGCAUAUGGGAAAAUUGAAAAAUCUUGUGAAAUUAACUACUUUUGUUGUGGGCAAACAUUCUGGGUCUAGUAUUAAGGAGUUAGGGGAGCUCCAUCAUCUUUCUGGAGCAUUGUCCAUUUUAAACUUGCAAAAUGUUCAUCAUGCUAGAGAUACAAGGGAGGUUAAUUUGAAGGAUAAGCAGUACUUAUCUGAGUUGGUGUUUCAAUGUGGCUUUGACAAUGAAAAUUCAGAAAAGGAAAGACAUGUUCUUGAGCAAUUGUGUCCUCAUUUGAAAUUGGAGUCUCUCACCAUUAAAGAUUACGGGGGUACAAAAUUUCCAAAUUGGUUAGAAGAUUGUUCUUUCUCCAAUAUGGUGUCUAUACGCCUUGCCAAUUGUAAAUAUUGCUCAUCCUUGCCUUCACUUGGGCACCUACCUGUCCUCAAGAAACUCUAUAUUCAAGGUUUUCAUUUUGUAUUGCGUGUGGAUCGUGAGUUCUAUGGAGAUGGUUCUUCUACAAUUAAGCCUUUUAAAUCCCUUGAAGUAUUAAGCUUUGAAGACAUGCCAGAGUGGCAGGAAUGGUUUUUAUUUGAAGGUGAACAUGAAGAUGGGGUUGAAGUUUUCUCUACUCUCAAAGAGCUUUGCAUAAUUAAAUGUCCCAAGCUAAGCGGUGGUCUACCCAGUCAGCUUUCCUCUUUAAUCAAACUUCAAAUUGUAGAAUGUCAGCAACUUGUUGCUUCAGUUCCUAGAGCUCCAACUCUCAAUAGUUUGAAAUUAAGUGAUUGUGAUAAGGUAGUGUUGAAGGAAUUACCACCCAAGUUGGAUGACCUCUUUAUUAGAGGAGGUCGCAUCUUCUUGCAGUCGUUUGCGGAGCUUAUGACGUGUCUCCCUGUCCCAGGAAGUGGCAUACCCACUACAUUAAAAUCACUUGAAAUCGAAGGACCAUUUCAGACCACAACGGGCCAUUACUAUCCUUCUCUUGAAAGUUUGAAUAUAUGGGAUGACUCUGACUCACUCUGGUCUUUUCCCUUAGAGUCGUACCCAAAACUCAAAUCUCUCACGGUAUGGGAAAGUAAAAAUCUUGAAUCUCUUUUCGUAUCAGAGGAAUCUUACCGUGAUCUUAGUUCUCUCACUCGUUUGGGUAUUUACUCGUCCCCUAAUUUUGUAUCAUUUUUUAGUGGAGGUAUCUGCGCCCCUAAUUUGACAUCGAUUUCGAUCUACAAUUGCAACAAGUUAAAGUCAUUGCCUGAAAAUAUGCGCACUCUACUCCCAUCCCUUGAGGGUUUGGCAGUCGGUGAGUGUCCAGAACUGGAAUCAUUUCCUGAGGGAGGUUUGCCCUUAAAUUUAGUAACACUUGGCGUCUCUUACUGCGACAAACUAUUUUCUCGGGGAUUGCAAGAUCUACACUCCCUCAGACAGAUCUGGAUCAAAGGCGAUAAUUGCAAAGAAAUGGAGUCCUUUCCGGAGGAAGCGUUGCUGCCUCCCACUCUCACAAAUAUCUAUAUUUUUUCUUUUCCAAAGCUGAAAUCACUCAAGGGUUUUCAACAUCUCACCUCUCUUAAAGAGUUGUGUAUUUCUGACUGCGAUAACCUCCAGUACUUACCAGAAGAGGGCUUUCCCUGGAGUACUCUUUCUUCUCUAAUUAUUGACAGCUGCCCUCUUCUAAAACAACGGUGUGAGAGAGAGAAAGGGGAAGAAUGGCCAAAAAUUGCGCACAUCCCCAACAUAGUGAUUGACAACGAAUUGAUCGAAUGAGCUAUGAUCAGUGUCACUAACAAAUCCUCCAUGCUCCAAGCAUCACUUUUGUGCUACCUGGCUGCCGAUCCUUUUGCGUUGUACAAACUACUAAGUUCUUAAUCUGUUUUCAAGUCACCUGUAGAAAGCUCAUCCUUCUUUCUUUCUUUCUUCAUCAACAUCCAAACAUUUCCUUACUCUUAUUCUUUCUGGAGCUGCACUUGCUUCAUUUUCCGUUCACUGCAUUUCACCUUUGGACAUUUGAAGUGUGAAACACAGACUUUGAAGGAGUAAUUAUCCUAGAUGAAUAAACCUUAACUGAGCAACUUAGGAAGGGGCAUUAAUAUUGUUCGGGCACUUGAGAAGGGCUUUAGUUUCUCAUA